This is a messenger RNA of Monopterus albus (swamp eel), 1359 nucleotides long. RefSeq names its product prostaglandin-H2 D-isomerase-like. Gene Ontology annotation, molecular function: small molecule binding. The coding region runs from base 1 to 369 and encodes 122 amino acids. The record is from RefSeq and is a predicted model, not a curated record. NCBI's taxonomy places the organism in Eukaryota, Metazoa, Chordata, Actinopteri, Synbranchiformes, Synbranchidae. The transcript has 4 exons.
AUGGAUGGAUGGAUGGAUGAUAAACAAACUGACCUAAUUCUUUUUUCUUUUAGGGCUGAUGGUACCUGCCGGAGACUAAAUGAACUUGCUAACAAAACUGAUACUCCUGGACGCUUCACCUUCUACAGCCAGAAGUGGAACAAUGACAAUGACAUGCGCAUUGUAGAAGUCCUAUAUGAUGAAUAUGCUCUGGUCUACACCAACAAGACGAAAGAUGGAGUGUCUGAGGUCCUCAACAACCUUUAUAGUCGCACUCAAGAACCCAGUGUUGCAUGGCAGCAGAGGUUCACACAGUUCUCCCUGGACACUGGCAUCCUCCCCGAAAACAUUGUGAUCCUGCCUAAAAAUGCGGAGUGUCCCGAGGACUGAGAUGUACCCGGCCAACCUCCAACUCAUGAUGACUUUCACCUCAGAAGAUUUUUCUUUUUACCUCUCACGGUGACGCCUGCCGCAUCACUGAGCUACAGUUUUGUCAAUCAGUGUCAUCUCUGCUGCAAUCCUGAUCCUAAUUCAGACUUCACUCUCUCCAACUCACAUGUUAACUUCAGCAUCAGAGUGGAACAAUAAAGAUCUGAUAGUGAGCCGAGGGGAAUGAAUAUAUACAGUACGACUGUGAAAGCUAGUUAGAUCAGAGAGAGCAAACAGAGAGAGAAGCACAGACUGCUGACUGCAGCUGGCCAGAAAAAAAAACAAAAAAACUUUUGUUGGAUUGAACAAAAUUUAUGUUUUUUUUUUACUAUGUCUGAAAGAAGCUACUCCAUCUUAUCACAAGAGGGCAGGCUAUGACUGGUCUCAGAAAAACAUUGACCUUGAAAUGUUCAUUAUAAGCCAAUAACAGCAUCAUAAGACAAUGCAAAGUUGAAAAAGCAUAGCCUAAAAGCGCAAAUUAUAAUUGUUUUUAUUUACAACAUUUUGUUAAAAGAAACCUGGGUUAUGGUUGUGUCGGUCAUAGAUGACCUGCUGCCUUGACCUUUCCCUGACAAUUUUCACAUUUACUCCUGCAGAGUGUGCAUGUGUUAGCUUCAGCUUGUGCAAUUAAUCAGUUAUUUAACCUUUGCUGACAACAUGUUAUCCAAUUUCCUCUCAGUAAUAAAAACAUCAGCACAGCUUUUAUACAAUUAAACCUGACACUCUUUGUUUUACAGACUGUGUCUCCACAUGUUGAAGAAGCAGAACUGUGCAACAGACAGAUCCACUCUGACAGUGUUUGACAGUUCUCAUGCAAAUACCAGAAUAUGUUUUGUGAUUUUAAAAUGUGGAAAACAAGACAGUUGUCGAAAGACAGAGUGUUCAAACUAUAGAAGCUGUCAGCUUCAAAUGUUACCAAUUACACAUGAAUAAAAUAAAAUAAAAUAAAAA